AAUUUCCACCAGGUGGCCGUUCAGUCAGGAAUGCCGCAUUUUUUACGUAAAUCUUAUUUGCCGUAAAUGCAACAAGUUUUCCGUGAUUUUUCCAUCCUUGAAGCAGUAUAUUUGGACUAGCCCGGCUAAUACCACAGUCGUCAACCCAGCCCGAGAAUGAUCUUCUCCACAACUAUGCUGUCCUCUCGAGGCAGCCUCUUCGGUUCGCUGAUGAGCAAAGUCAGGCAAGUUGUAGCCAAAGAUAAUGGCAGCACAGCUCGUCCUCAACCCGCCUCCUCCAACGACCAUAGACCAUUCCCAUCCAACAGGCCCCUAGCAGCCGCCGGUUUCAGUCAGAGUCCUGUGACGCAGUCGAAGACGCUGGAGGAGCAGGUGGGCCUCCCGCCACGGCCAAAAAAGCCCCUCACCCCAUACUUCCGCUUUAUGCGCGACCAGCGUCCUAAACUCAUUGCCGCCAACCCAAAACUGUCCACCAUUGAGGCAGUGCGCCAGCUGUCCAAAAGCUGGUCGGAGGCGGACGUCAAGCUGAAGGAGCGACUGCAAACAGAGUACAAGAAGGACCAGCAGAUCUACCUCGAGCAGCGUACCAAGUAUGAUGCCACCCUCACAGAAGAGCAGCGUGCGGAAAUCAAGCAGCUGAAGCAGGACAUCGUUGAGGCCAAGGAGCGCCGACAGCUGCGAAAGCGGGUGAAGGAGCUUGGUCGACCCAAGAAGCCUGCCUCCGCUUUCCUGCGCUUCAUUGCCAGCGAGCGCACAAACACACCGCAGGGUCCUCAGCAAACGUACCGUGACUGGCACCAGAAGACCACUGCCAAGUGGUCUCGCUUCUCCGACUCUGAAAAGGAGGUCUACAUGCAGGAGUCGCGCAAGGAACUCGAAAUAUACAGGAAGGCGAUAUCUGUAUGGGAGGAGAAGAUGAUCCGCCUGGGUCACAUCGAUGUUGUGCGCCACGGCAACUUGAUCGAUCCGCCAGAACCAAAGCCCCGCAAGACGCAGGCCACCAAAGACAAAUAGAAUUAGGUCUUGGCAUCCGCCCACCCUAUGCCAUCACAAAUCAUAAUUCAUUUUGUUUUUUGGUUUUACUUCUUUCAUCGAAAAUUGUUAAUGUUAGACAUUAAAGAUAAAACGAUCGCCGGCAUACAUCUAACUUAGAUUUCCUGUUCCUGCUGAUAAUUUUACGAGAAUUAAAUUAGUCGUUUUCUGGACUAUGUAAAUAGCUUCAGCAUUUAA
This is a messenger RNA of Drosophila bipectinata, 1230 nucleotides long. RefSeq names its product mitochondrial transcription factor A (gene TFAM). NCBI's taxonomy places the organism in Eukaryota, Metazoa, Arthropoda, Insecta, Diptera, Drosophilidae. Gene Ontology annotation, molecular function: DNA binding, bending. The record is from RefSeq and is a predicted model, not a curated record.